Ziziphus jujuba (common jujube) is the source of this 2846-nucleotide messenger RNA. RefSeq lists its product as uncharacterized. Lineage: Eukaryota; Viridiplantae; Streptophyta; Magnoliopsida; Rosales; Rhamnaceae. The coding region runs from base 335 to 2647 and encodes 770 amino acids. The transcript has a single exon. The record is from RefSeq and is a predicted model, not a curated record.
ACCAAGGGUAUUACCGUAAAUUAAAAAAAAAACCAAGCAUGCACAGCACAGCACAAACAAGUCUCACUGGAAAAGCCCAGGAGGACCCUACAGACUGGAGUCGCUCAGUUACAUUGUGCUUAAGGACAAACAGCAUUUCGUCACUUUCCAUUAAACCCUUCUCUCUCUCUCUCUCUCUCUAAAUUUGUACCUUUGCAACAAAUCACAAAGCCUAACCGUAGAAACCAAACAGAGAUCUUCUUCUACCAUAGAGACUAACUAGCUUCCAAUCCCUCUCUGAAAAAAAAAAAAAGCUUUAACAAAUCUCUCAAUGGCGAAAACUCCAUGAAAGUAAAUGGAGUUGGAAAGACCCCAUCGCACUACAAGUAGCAACAGCAACAGCAGUGGUAGUACGAGUGAGUUGUUCAUUUGCUUCACUUCGCGUCUCUCUUCUUCCUCCAUGAAGAUCUCCUCCAAGUCUAUUCUCAGUCCUGGCCGAGCCAGAGAGCCGUCCCAAAUCUCUCUUUCUUCGUCUCUCAGUCGGAGACUGAAAAACAGUGGGAGCAUCAAAGGCGGUCAAGCUUCGCCGAUGUUCCCAACCGGAGGUAAAAAAAAAGGUUGUGCUUUUGAUAAUCCAGAACCUUCUUCUCCUAAAGUCACCUGCAUUGGUCAAGUCAGGGUUAAGACCAAGAAACAGGGGAAGAAGAUGAGAAUCAGAUCGAAAAGGAGAAGCAGCGAACCCAGUUUCAGAAAAUCAGAGCAAAAUUCGCAGAGUAUUUCCGGGCAACAACAAGAGAAUCAGAACCAUGAGAAUAAUCAUCAGGGUUUUCAGUUCCAGAAUCUGCAACAGCAGGAAUGCUUGCCGCACCAUAGAAAUCAGAGGUGGGUUCAUCUGCCAUUGACGAUUUGUGAAGCUUUGAGGGCUUUUGGGGCUGAGUUCAACUGCUUCUUGCCGUGCCGGUCUUCUUGUAUGACAAGCGAGAAAGAUAAGGAAGAGAAAGGAGGAGAGAGAUCGGUGGCGGAGGAGAAUGGGAGCUCCUGUGGUGCUGUGUUUGCGAGGUGGUUGGUGGCGUUGCAGGACGGCGAUGGAAAAGGGAGAGAGAUAGAGUUGGUGGUCGGAGAGGAAGAGAGGACAACGGAGAGGAGGAGCAGUAGCAGGAGGAGACAGAUGCUCGAAGGGAUUGAGAUCAAGGAAGAAAGUAAGGAGGGUGGUAUGGAGGAUGAAGAAGGUAGGGUGAGUAUUUGUAUCCCGCCUAAGAAUGCUCUGCUUCUUAUGAGGUGCAGAUCUGAUCCUGUGAAAAUGGCUGCUCUUGCUAACCGAUUUUGGGAAUCACCUGCUGCUCCAAAAAAUGAAGAAGGUGAAGACGAAGAAGAAGAUGGGGAUGAUGAGGAUGGUCGCAGAGAUAAGGAAGCAGUACAAGAUGAUGAACGAGGGCUAGUAAAAGCAGAGGUAGUAGAUACAAAGGAAGUUGCAGAACAGCAAGCAAACUUGGCUAUGGAGGAAGAAGAGGAAGAGGAUGAGGAAGAGGAGGAAGUUGCAGAAGAAGCUGAAGAAAACCCAGAAAGCACAGAACUUGAUGAGCUACAACAAGAAAUUGUUUCUUCCGGAGAAGACCCAAGCGAAGAAAGUGAAGGAGAAGUAGAAGAAGAGAAACAAAAGGGAAAAAAAGAGGAUGAGGAAGAGGAAGAGGAAGAGGAAGAACAAGAAUUGGAAGCGAACCAACAACUAGCAGUGGAAAAAGAAUCUGUUUUCGAUGUUUCUUUGAGUGAAAUUCUAGUAGAUGCAGAGAAUGUGCUAGAUGAAGAAGAAAAUGCGGCUCAGCUAGUUGAAAAAGAAAAUAGCUAUGAACAAAAACCGCCACAUCAAGAAGAAGAGAAAGAAAGAGAAUUAAAGGAAGAGAGAAGAGCAAGCGUUUCGGAGCCUGUAAAGUCAGUAGAACAAGAACCAGUAGAAAAAGAUAACAUUCAUGGAGUAGAAGAAGGAGAGGAUGAUAAAGCUGAGAAUGAGAUUGAGGCAAAAUUUGCAGAAGCUGCUGGGUCAACGAAGGAGGAGAAAGAGACUAGAGAAGAGACAGUGAUCCAUCAAAAAUCCAAACCCGAAUAUCCGAACAAUACCCACGAGGAGGUCGUAGUGGCGCGUUCGGAGCCGAAGGUAGAGAGAGAAAGUAGUCCGGUAUUGCCAGAUUGCUUGCGGUUGAUGAUGUGCGAGCCAAAGCUAUCCAUGGAGGUUUCCAAGGAGACUUGGGUCUGUAGCACUGACUUCGUGAGAUGGCCGCCCGAGAGAAAAGUCAACCAAAGGAACGGCCUUGAUCAACCCAAGAAGCAUCAGCAUCAUCAGCAGCAGCAGCAGCUAAGCAUCAUCAACAAUGAGGACUCGAAUUCCGUGCGACCUUGUUCGAAGCAAUUAGCGAACCAGCUGAUGCAGCCGCCAAGGUCUUCUUGCUCCUUCCCGGCUCCGGCGGCUCCAGCUUCCAUGGCUACCGUUGUUGAGGAGAAGCUGGUGGGUUCGAAGGGUUACGAGCCGUUUGUUCUGACUCGGUGCAAGUCGGAGCCGAUGAGGUCGUCGGCUAAGUUCCCUCCACCUGAUGCCUGUUUCUGGAAGAAUAGGAAGCUUGAGCCGCACCGUCCGGCUACGCUCGGGGUUGGCGCGGCUGGGGUUGGAUUUUGAGCCAGGUAAAUUAUUGGAUUUGAAAAAAAAAAAAAGGCCAAAUUUUCAAAAAAGAAAGAAAAAGAAAGUCUCGGUGUGUACUUGCAUGGUCACUGUAGGUUUUGCUGAGUGCUUUAAUUGCUCUCUCUUUCCCCUACUCUUGUUCUGUAAAUUUUUAUUACAAUUAAUGAUUUCCAAGAAAUUCUUUUUUCCUUUUUAA